AUGCCAUUGAUAUUGCUGGAUACUGCCGGCCUCCCUGCCGUUGACCAGGAUGCUGAUGAUGACCAUGAUGAGACUGACAAGCACACCGAUGUGGCGAAUUUGGAAUAUGAAAAAAUCAUAGCAGAGGCUGGCAAAAAUGUAACCAUACCCUGUCCGGGUGUUACCGAACAUUCUCUGGUGGAUACAUUGGUAUGGAAAACAACCACAACGACGAUAGCUCAGUUUGCCAAUCGUAUACCCCUGCUGCACAGUCCCCGGAUCCAACUACUGUCGGAAAAUUUUGCAUUACAUUUUGCCCCAGCCUUAGCCGUGGAUACGGCUGAAUAUAUUUGUCUGGUAAAUGACCGGCAUAUACCAGAAGCAAUUGUUGAUUUACUGGUACAAGAUGUACCAGAUCCACCUGAACGACCGUUGCUGAUAAGUUUUACUUCACGUUCGGUUAACUUAUCGUGGGCCCAUUCACAGCAUCCACGAAAUGCUCCCGUGACGCAUUUCAUUAUUGAAACACGAGUGGGCGAGAACGGUCAAUGGGAUGAAGUGCCACAAAUACAAACAAAAUCAAAUGUGACAUCGUAUCAAGUCACCGGUUUAGUACCCUUCACCGUCUAUAGCUUUCGUCUGAAAGCAGUCAACAAGCUGGGCAUUAGUCCUCCAUCCAAAGAAUCCUACUACAUAGUGACCUUGCGUGAGG
Musca vetustissima is the source of this 691-nucleotide messenger RNA. Its product is annotated as protein sidekick-2-like. Gene Ontology annotation, molecular function: protein binding. The annotation marks the transcript as partial. NCBI's taxonomy places the organism in Eukaryota, Metazoa, Arthropoda, Insecta, Diptera, Muscidae. The record is from RefSeq and is a predicted model, not a curated record. The transcript is spliced from 5 exons. Gene Ontology annotation, biological process: cell-cell adhesion.